Molecule: messenger RNA, 2667 nt
Organism: Anopheles cruzii
Lineage: Eukaryota; Metazoa; Arthropoda; Insecta; Diptera; Culicidae
Product: ATP-binding cassette sub-family F member 3
Exons: 4
Coding region: 148-2277 (709 amino acids)
Molecular function (GO): ATP hydrolysis activity; ATP binding
Source: RefSeq, a predicted model, not a curated record
CACGCGGUGAAAUCGGGCCUCGGCAACAGCACUCGGCAGCGACCGGUGGCCACACGUUCCUUGCAUUCCUCUGGUCUAAUCCCGGAUCGAAGCCGGCCAAACAUCCUCCACCGGAUAACCUAAACCUCCCCAACACCGGCCCACGAGAUGUCCGCCGCCUGCACUGCCGUGUUGAAGCGCGAGUUCCCGUCCAUCGAUGGAGAGCUGCUGUCCUACGUUGAAACGGUGCUGCAAAGCAGCGCCGACGAGUUCGAGAACGGCGACGAGGUAUACGAAGCGGUCGGAGCGAUCCUGCACGAGGUUUCGCAGGAGAAAUCGGAGGACGAUGUGCGCGAGAUUUGCGACAGUUUUCUACGGCUACUGAAACCGGGGCGCCACAACGACGAUGGUGGUGGCGGUGGCAGGUUUCUCGGCGGUGGCCACAAAAAGAUUCUGGCCGCCCCGAUCCAGCUCGGUGAGAUGGCGGCCACGCAGGAAACGGCAGGCGAUGACGUGCAAAGCAUCUGGGUGAUCCAGCGUGACGACAGCCUGAAGGUGGACAGCCGGAAGCUGGAGAAAGCGGAAGCAAAGCGUCAGCAGAAACUCGAGAAGCGCCAGGAAGUGAAAGCGGCCGUGGCGGCCGCAGCGGCCAGUAGUACACCGGUGCUGCAGACCGCUACCGCGUCGCAGGUGAUCAGCAAGAAGGACAACAAGCUGGAAUCGAAGGGCCUGAACCGGUCGAUGGACGUGCGGAUCGAAAACUUUGACGUUUCGUUCGGCGACAAGACGCUACUACAGAAUGCGGACCUCCUGUUGGCUGCCGGGCGCCGGUACGGAUUCGUGGGAAGGAACGGCCUGGGCAAAACCACGCUGCUGAAGAUGAUCUCCGGCAAGCAGCUACAAAUCCCGGCCCACAUCACCGUACUGCACGUGGAGCAGGAAGUGGUCGGUGAUGAUACGACCGCCCUGGACAGUGUGCUCGAGGUUGACACGGUCCGCACGGGACUGAUCGAGCGUGAACGGGAACUGAACCGUCAGAUUGCGGCCGGUUCGGCCGACGCUAGCCUUAGCACCGAGCUGUCCGAGGUGUACAAUCAGCUGCUGAUGAUCGAGGCGGAAAAGGCUCCGGCCCGCGCUUCGAUCAUCCUGAACGGGCUCGGGUUCUCGAAGGAAAUGCAGGCCCGGUCGACGCGCACCUUCUCCGGUGGCUGGCGAAUGCGUCUCGCCCUGGCGCGGGCCCUCUUCUCGAAGCCCGAUCUGCUGCUGCUGGACGAACCGACCAACAUGCUGGACAUCAAGGCGAUCAUCUGGCUGGAGAACUAUCUGCAGAACUGGCCGACGACGCUGCUGGUCGUGUCGCACGACCGAAACUUCCUCGACACCGUUCCGACCGACAUCCUGUACCUGCACUCGCUGCGCAUCGAAACGUUCAAGGGCAACUACGAGCAGUUCGACAAGACGCGCACCGAACGGCACAAAUCGCAGCGCCGCGAGUACGAGGCCCAGCUGGCGCACCGGAACCACGUGCAAGAGUUUAUCGAUCGCUUCCGGUACAACGCGAACCGGGCGGCCAGUGUGCAAUCGAAGAUCAAGAUGCUGGAGAAGUUACCCGAGCUGAAACCGGUCGAGAAGGAGAUCGAGGUGACGCUCAAGUUCCCGGAGGUGGAACCACUCAAUCCACCGGUCAUGAACCUGAACGAGGUGCAGUUCAAGUACAGCGACGACAAGGUGAUAUUCACUAGCGUCAAUUUAAGCGCCAAUCUCGACUCGAGGAUAUGUAUCGUCGGUGAAAAUGGAGCCGGUAAGACGACGCUGCUGAAGAUCGUGGUCGGACUGCUGCAGCCCACCGGAGGGUUGGUGCACAUGCACCGUGGCGUACGUCUCGGGUACUUCUCGCAGCAUCACGUCGACCAGCUGGACAUGAGCGUCAACUGUGUGGAGCUGCUGCAGAACGCGUACCCGGGCAAGCCGAUCGAAGAGUACCGCCGGGUGCUCGGGAGCUUCGGUGUGUCCGGUGAUCUGGCCCUGCAAGUCGUGGCCAGCCUUUCCGGUGGGCAGAAAUCGCGCGUGGCACUGGCCAAGAUGUGCAUGGGACGGCCAAACUUUCUGGUGCUUGACGAACCGACCAACCAUCUCGAUAUCGAAACGAUAGAGGCGCUCGGAAAGGCGGUCAACAAGUACACCGUAAGGUGGCGUAAUUCUCGUGUCGCACGACGAGCGGCUCAUACGGAUGAUCUGCAAGGAGCUGUGGGUUUGUGGAGACGGCACGGUCAAGAGCGUGGACGGUGGCUUCGAUGAGUACCGGAAAAUUGUCGAGCGUGAACUGGAAGCGGUCGCCGGUUAGCCGGCGCCCCGGCUCGGGAGCACCGUUGCCGGUGGCAUCCCUACCCGGAAGCCUAUUGCUCGGGCCGUGUCCCCAACCUAAGGGAGAAUGUAUUGUUGGGCGCUUCUCUCAAGGGCCAACCCAACGCUCCGCUCCGCUUGUUUUCUCACUGGACUCCAUUCUACUCUCCCCGUUAUUUUUUGUUUAUUGUUUUCGGAUAAGUUUGUUGCGAAAAAAACCCGACUACAGUUUGCGGCCUACCCACGGAACGGCGGGUGUAUUAUUGAAUCGCGCGCCAUCACCCAGUAUAUAAAGGAUCGCGGCGCGGUGAUGGCAAAAAAGGAACACAAGAGAACGGAAGCAAA